Klebsormidium nitens is the source of this 1995-nucleotide messenger RNA. Lineage: Eukaryota; Viridiplantae; Streptophyta; Klebsormidiophyceae; Klebsormidiales; Klebsormidiaceae. The record is from the annotation of a GenBank genome assembly.
AUGGAGCCUGCCCCCGCAGAGCCCAUCCUUGCUGCAUCCAACGCCAGGUUCACAAUGUUCCCAGUCCAGUACCAUGAGCUAUGGAAACUGUACAAGGAGGCUGUGGCUAGCUUCUGGACCACAGAGGAGGUGGACCUCAGUGACGACCUUCCCCACUGGGAGAAGCUCACAAGCAAGGAGAGGUUCUUCAUCUCACGAGUGCUGGCAUUCUUUGCUGCCAGUGACGGGAUUGUCCUGGAGAACCUGGCCCUCAGGUUCUUUGCAGAGGUGCAGAUUCCAGAGGCACGGGCAUUCUACUCGAUGCAGAUGGCGAUUGAGACCAUCCAUUCCGAGCAGUAUAGCCUCCUCAUCGAUGCCUACGUGAAGGACUCUCAGGAGAAGGACGAGAUGUUCCGCGCCAUCGACUCCAUCGCAUGCGUCAAAAGGAAGGCGGACUGGGCAACCAAGUGGAUCGAGUGCGGGCGGUCGUUUGGAGAGAGGCUCGUUGCCUUUGCAUGCGUGGAGGGUAUCCACUUCUUGGGGUCCUUCUGUGCCAUCUUCUGGCUGAAGAAGCGGGGGCUCAUGCCUGGCCUUUGUUUUGCCAAUGAGCUCAUCAGCCGCGACGAAGGGCUGCACACAGACUUUGCGUGCCAGCUCUACGAGACCCUCCAGGAGAAGCUGCCAGCUCAGACCGUGAGGGACAUUGUCACUGAUGUUGUGAAGAUUGAGCAGGCUUUCAUCAGUGAGGCACUACCCUCUUCAUUGAUCGGGAUCAACGCUGGCCUGAUGUCAGAGUACAUUGAGUUUGUUGCUGACAGGCUCUGCCAGCAGUUAGGAUACGAGGCAAUUUACGGUACCGCCAACCCUUUCGAUUUCAUGGACCUUCAAAGCCUCGAUGGCAAGGCAAACUUCUUUGAGAGGAAGAUGGAUGCUGCUGCUAUCACCGUUGCACGGGCCGCCAAUCUGGCAACCUACGGGAACAACCACAACAAAGAAGCGCAAGGUCUGCGACCGAUCUCGCGUGCACUUCAGGAGGACGGCCGUCUCAAGUUCCACAAGUCCUUUGAGAAGGCUCUUGCUGACUUCUGCGUAUAUAUGCCCGGUUUCCCCGCGCUCGGAGUACAGCUCAAAACCACGGGUGUAAACUGGAUACAGAACCGUACAGACUACGAGUACUACAGCUUCUCGCAAACUGGUGGAUACGCUGGCCUGUUAAUGAUCUUCGUGGCCCUCCACACGCAGCCCCGCCGCAUCUGGCUUGCGGAUGGAUCCAGGGUGACCCGCAUGAAGGUUGUGAUUCCAGUAACCCUCCGGCGGGCCGUGAGGUGUGACGAAAUUCGAGAGAUAAAGCUCGCCACCCUGGCAGACGCAAUCUACACGAUCUAUAUGGCAGCCCUAUCAGGCUCUAGCAACUACGUGCUCCGCAGCCCAAUGGACCACGAGAAGCCCACGGAACGAAACGCCUUGGCGGAGUACAAUGCCUUCCAGCGUCUUCAGUGCUCAUUACCGGUCCUUUUCAUGGACCCUCCAGCCGAGUACCUGAGCUACGAUUAUAUCGUGGAUGGCAGAAGGUGGCAGCUGAAGUUGGCCCGAUACAAUCGUAAAUCUGAUUACUACUCCGUGGGCUGCCAUAAGCAAGCAGGCAGAGUGAACGGGAAGUGCACACAGAGGCAGUACGAAGUCGGCGAUUUUGAUUUCCUCUGCAUCCAACUCCCCGAGGCCCCCAAGACCUUGCACUGCUGCUACGUGAUCCCGCAGAGCAUAUUGGCCGAUCAUGAUCUCGUCGGCAACGCCACCAAGUCUUCCGGGGCUGUCCUUGUAUACCCGGAUCGACUGGUGACCGCCAGGAAUGCUGUGCACAAACAGGGCGUUCACUGGACGGAGACUUAUCGCAUCGAUUUUGCCCGUGACCCGUUGGCACAAUUGGCGCGCAUUACACAGGGAGCAUAUCAAAGGGCAGGGGUCAGCAGUCAGAGCUUCGCAGACAUGUCAAACAUUAGCGACGAGGAGUUUUGA